This is a messenger RNA of Cicer arietinum (chickpea), 580 nucleotides long. RefSeq lists its product as uncharacterized. NCBI's taxonomy places the organism in Eukaryota, Viridiplantae, Streptophyta, Magnoliopsida, Fabales, Fabaceae. Gene Ontology annotation, cellular component: endomembrane system. The record is from RefSeq and is a predicted model, not a curated record.
AAUCCAUCCAAAACCCCAAACAACAUUGUGCAUCCAAAUCUACAAACAAGCAAGGAAUCAAAACACAGAGAGACAGAGCUAGCAACAAAAACAAUGGCAUAUGUAGAUCAUGCGUUUUCGAUUUCAGACGAGGAUAUCAUGAUUGGAACGUCGUACACUGUCAACAACAAACCCCCCAUCAAAGAGAUCGCUCUCGCUGUUUCCCUUCUUGUUUUCGGUUUCCUCGCUAUCAUCAUCGGUUCCAUCAUGGCUUACAACCAUGUCGGCGGUGACACUGCUCACGGGCUAUUCUUUGCAAUACUUGGAAUGAUAUUGUUCAUACCGGGUUUCUACUACACAAGGAUUGCAUACUAUGCUUACAAAGGCUACAAAGGAUUCUCUUUCUCUAACAUACCUCCAGUGUAGCUGUGAUAAUUUAAGUUCAGUUUCACAUCUUCCUUAUGUAUAUAUCUUCCAUGCUUCUACUUCAUUUCCUUUCUUUCUUUCUUGUAUUUUUUUUCUUGCAUGACAUAUAAUGAGUGUUUAGAUUUACAUUGUAAUUUGUGAUUGAUCUUAGUAUAUACUACUACUUUUAACUUUA